AUGUCUGACCCAUUCGCCUCAGCUGGGCUUACGACCCUGGAUGAGCUCGUGAUGGCACUGCAAAUGGCUCUCGAUGCAAGCUCAGUCACCAGCCCCAGAAAAUCACAGAUUGCCAUCUUGGUGCUGACAGGAAUCACGGCCCUUGCCUCUCCCUUGCUCUUCUACAAACUCUGGCGUUCCAAAAAGCUGUGGUUCUUCCGUCUACAAAGGAGAUCCCAGGGCACUUACAUCGUGCCCCACCCCCUGACUGUAUUCGCUGCGAUCCUAUCCGUGACGGAAGUUCUCAUCUUCACUUGCAUCAUCAUCAAGUACAAGUACGAAGGCGCUUCGCUCACGCCCCAUGCUCUGCCCGUGUACAGCUCUGUAGCGCUGUCUACUUGGAUGGUACCUGAGGUCGCACCCAUGUUCGUCGUCAUGGGAACAAUAUGUGCUCUCCCUGAACCACAGAACUUGGGCUCUGCUUGGUACCACAAAGUACGGAAAUUUCUCGGCGGCCCACUGUUGAUCAAUUUGGUGACUGUCUUCGGUCCACUGAUUUGGAUCGGCGUCUCGACACCUUUUGCGGUCCUGGCCAAUGUGCAUUUCAACAAUGCCUAUGGUACUGCCCAAGCGCUGCAACGACAUUUGGAGCAGCAGCCCGUGGAGUCUCCGUCCCUGAACGCGUCAGACCUUCAGCAGGCCCUCUGGGGCUGGACAGAAUUCCUCAAGGGUUUCGGAUCUAUUCGCCUCGUCGCCAUCCUGUGGAACACCAGUACCAGCAUACUGAUCGUUUCCCUUCUCGCUGUAGGUUCGCGCAUCUGUCGCAUCCUCCACCGCCAGCUGCGAGAGUCUUCCAAGAGUCCUCACACCAAGUACACGCCCCGGCAGGCGGCCGCAAAGGUGCGCUAUCUCCGCGAGUCUAUCGUCGUCCUUGGCGGCUUCUACUUGGUGAUAGCUCUCACCGGCGUUAUUUUGGUGUUCAGCAUGAGCCUCACCGCUAAUGCGUUGUCCAAGGGCAUCGUGCAAGAAUCGUUGGAGGCAUUCAGGAUCUGUCAACUCUUCUUCAUGUGGACAGUAGCCAUCGAUGGCACUUUUGCCAUGGGCCUGUUUAGUGGCAGAGUGUUCGCUGCCGCGUCCAUUGACGCAAUCGAGAAGAAGCGCGCUAUUCAUUUUGGCAAGGGAGCAGCGAAUUCGGACAUCGAGGCCGCUAAUGCCGCCGCCGAUGACGAAGAGAAGCUUGCUUGGGCAAAGACAGGCCUCAAGCGGACGUCUGGGAUACUGAAUCCUGGAAAAGGCAGCCGUUCGAAAGCCUCGCCGCCGUGCGCCUCGAUGACUGGUUCGGGUGUCAAGGUGGAUAUAGAGGAGGAAAUGGUCAUGGACGUACCCGAUCUCGACGCGGUCAGUACCUGCAAGAGCAGUGGCUCCUCUAGUGCAAGCUCGACACCGGUGUCGCUCCUCACCAAGCUCCCCAACAUGUCACCUAGCAUCACCAGUCCUGCCCUGCCGUCCAUGCAAGAGGAAACACAAGAAUUGCCGCAGGCCAGCGCUAGAUUGUAG
Microstroma glucosiphilum is the source of this 1536-nucleotide messenger RNA. RefSeq lists its product as hypothetical. The coding region runs from base 1 to 1536 and encodes 511 amino acids. The transcript is spliced from 3 exons. NCBI's taxonomy places the organism in Eukaryota, Fungi, Basidiomycota, Exobasidiomycetes, Microstromatales, Microstromataceae. The record is from RefSeq and is a predicted model, not a curated record.